GAUUUUGCAACAUAUCAACGAAAACUGUCCAAACAGACGCGGGUGUUAUCAAAACAAAUAAAAUGAAUUAAAUUAAUAAUUCCAAUCUUAAAUGCAGAACACGUUCUGUGUCUCAUGCAUAUUCUUGUGAUAUGAAUUAUAAUAAUUAUUGCUUAGUCGAGUUGUGUGUUUGUCUACGUCUUUAUGUGUUGUGUUGUGUUCACGCUAGAGUGAGAUAAAAAACAUGGCGUUAAAAUACAUUGUUAUUCUUGUGAUUUCGUACUUAUCAGCGACGGAAAGUUCGUACCCUGGUGAAAGUUGCUUCGCUGUCGACCAGCCAGGUACAUGUAUGAGGCUGUCGAGAUGUUCGGGACUCUUGCUAGAAAUAAAACGAGCUGGGACUCCUAUGCCUGCACACAUGAGACGAAAACUGCAAUCCCUUGGGUGUGGAUUUGAAUCUAAUGAGCCCUUGGUAUGCUGCGCCUCAAUAACAGAUAAUUCUAACACGAACUAUGAUGAUAAAGACAUCAGAGAGAGACCAAGUCAACAGCAACCACAUACUCCUGAUAUGAGUGAUGUCAACAAGCGUGGAGAGAAUGACAACUCAGAACAGAUUCCAGAGGACGUAAGCAGACACCCGAACCGGCAUUUGUUGGAGAAAAAUUGUGGGACAAUAGAGAGUGAUAGAAUCUUUGGAGGGAACAGGACGCGACUGUUCGAGAUGCCGUGGAUGGUUCUUCUGUCAUAUGAAUCAGGUCGAGGUCUAAAGCUAAGCUGUGGAGGUACCCUAAUAAAUGAAUGGUACGUGCUGACUGCGGCCCAUUGUGUCUCAUUCCUUGGAUCCAAGCUGAAGCUGCGAGCUGUGAUACUAGGAGAGUAUGACGUCAGAAAGGAAACUGAUUGUGAGAGAAUCGAAGGAGAGUUGUUUUGUGCACCCCCGGCUAUGAAUGUGUCAAUCGAACGCACAAUACCACAUCCAGGAUAUCGACCCGAAACAUUGUUCGACGAUAUUGCUCUCAUUCGACUGUCGCAGCCGGCGGACUUUACCGUAGACAGUAUGAAGCCUAUAUGUCUACCCAUAACUCCAAGCUUACAAAAUGAAAGAUUAGAAGGACAACAGGGCGUGGUUGCCGGCUGGGGGUCCACAGAAGAUGGGCUUCAGUCGCCCGUGCUGCUCAGCGUCGCCCUGCCCAUCAUUACUAACAGCGAGUGUCAAGGCAUCUAUAACGAAUCACCGCACAUUUAUAACAAACAGUUGUGUGCCGGAGGUGUUCAAGAUAAGGACUCAUGUGGCGGUGAUUCCGGGGGCCCGUUGAUGUUACCUGGAAGAUUCAGGAAUCUUGGAGUACGCUACGUGCAGCGUGGCAUAGUAUCCUACGGGUCGAAGCGGUGUGGGGUUGGCGGGUAUCCUGGAGUUUAUACUCGAGUAGCCUUCUACAUGAAAUGGAUAUUGGAUAAUAUGAGUGCUUAACGUUACAAAUAAUUAAUGUAUGAUUGGACAUUGAGGGCAUAGUCCCAAUUUAUAUGUCGCUGCAUCGUAUCCGGCUCGAAGGAUCAAAUUUCCCGCGGACUUAACUCAAACUCGAGCCCGAUUUUGAGCAGUAUUCAUGCCUAUUUAACGACGGGUAGAUUCCAAAAAGAUUACUCAUUCUUUUUAUACCUAGUAUCCAUGUUAUUAUAACUAUUUUAUAAGUUGUUGUACAUUAUAAUUUGUAAAUAUUACAGAAAUAAAGACCAUUUUGUAUUA
Molecule: messenger RNA, 1726 nt
Organism: Leptidea sinapis
Lineage: Eukaryota; Metazoa; Arthropoda; Insecta; Lepidoptera; Pieridae
Product: CLIP domain-containing serine protease HP8-like
Exons: 7
Coding region: 224-1450 (408 amino acids)
Biological process (GO): proteolysis
Molecular function (GO): serine-type endopeptidase activity
Source: RefSeq, a predicted model, not a curated record